Molecule: messenger RNA, 4668 nt
Organism: Brugia pahangi
Lineage: Eukaryota; Metazoa; Nematoda; Chromadorea; Rhabditida; Onchocercidae
Source: the annotation of a GenBank genome assembly
AUGGAUGAUCAUCAAGGAACAGUUUUUCCGCUUAUUCGAUGCAAGUUUAAAAAAUUUUGUUUAAAUCGAUAUCUGGAGAAGGUUAAUGGCUCUUUCACGUUUGUUGCGGAUUAUUUCAAUCAAAAUGUUUUUGGUUGGGAACCAUUAAUUGAAGAUUGGGAGUUAAAACAACUAUCGGUGCUUACUAAGAAGAACACGACAGUUAUAGACGUUUUUGCUGGUGAAUUCAGUACUUUUAACGUCAAUAUCACUCAAGCAUUUUUGCGACAAGCAGUACGUUUCAGUUUGCAAUUGUCUGAAAUCAGACAUUCUUUGGAUGAAGAUUUUCGGGGGUCAUGUGUUCGAUCAAGAUCGGAUCAUCUUCCUUAUAUUUUGCACAAUGAAACCGGUUCUAGUCUACGUUUCACAACAGCUACUGACGAAGUUCUAGAAGCUAGAUCUAUGCAAAGGAAGUCCACAGCCAAAUGGUAUCAAACAGCGGCAGAUGCAUCCACUACUUUCGAAUUUCCCACAAAACGACUUACUAUUGCAGAAAAUUCGGAAGAAAUCCAUCAGCUCAUAGUACGUGUUGAUGGUUGGGAUGAGAUAUCUCCAGUAAAUGUGGAUGCAGUAGGCACAUAUUUUCGACUUGCUAGAUGUUCAACUUCCAGAGUUGCAGACAGUAAUUUUGGUAUUAAUGUUCGUUUGGUGAUUGUUGUUACAAUGGAUAAGAAUGGUCGAAAAGUAGUGACUAUAAGAUCUGCACUAACAGUUAUCAACCAUCUUCUUGAUCCCAUUUUAUUGAUUCUUACCUGUGGAAGUUCGAAAGUUCCAGAAACAUCAAUCAUUCGAGUUGAUCCGAAGAAAACAUUGCAUGUACCACUCAAAUUCGCGAGUGCUUCAAUGGCUGUCAAACCAGAUGGUUGGAAUUGUUCGAAGACUCAUGAAGUCAAAUGGCAAGAAGCAAAGAGUGCAGGGGAAAGAAUCAAUAAAUUGUUGAAAUUUGAUAUAUUUGAUAUAUGCUAUUGGAUGUGCUUAUCUAUAAAACGAGAACAUUAUCCGGAAUACGAAAUGCUGUCUGGGCAUACAAUAAGCUUCUCACCUCCCCUUUCGGUCCUCAACUUAUUACCGGUUGAUGCAGAAUUUCGUAUUUUUAAUACAAAAUAUGCUGUUUCCGCCAGCAAACAAGUGCAAAUUACAUCUGUUAAUACCGCCGAAAAUAUCAGUUUUGAGGUCGUCACCGAUCGAUUUGUCUCAGUGCGCGAAGUUACGGUCACGAAAUCUUCACUAACCCAAAAAGCCGGUGAUGUAGAUCGCUUACAUCUACGCAUGAAAGAUUCGAAAAAACGAUACCUAGACAUGUACUGUAGUCUAAGUAUUGGUAGUAGUGGAUCUGUUUUGCUGGCCUUGUGGGUACCAUACUGGAUCGUUAAUAAGUCCGGUAUUCCACUAAUUAUUAAACAGGAAGCAACAAAUGGUAUAGCUGCUGGACAAAUGGAAGAACAUGAAAGUGCAAAGGAUCGAAAUCCAUUGAUGUUUUCAUUUGCUAACGAUAACUGUCCACGACAAUGUACUAUUAGGAUCGGCAAAAAUCAUACCUGUGAUCAGAGUUACAAACCAUUGUUUGGACCCAAGUUUCCACUUACAGUUGGGUUACACUCCAUGAAAUUACGGCUAGUUCAUGAUCAACAUCCAACACAGAUAUACAAUAUUGGUGUAGAAGUACGACAGGGAACUGGUAGGUACAAAGAUACCCAAGUUGUUAUGCUUACCCCACGUUACGUGCUCAGUAAUCAAACUUCUUUCGGACUUUCGCUAAGCCAUAUCGAUCGUAUCGAUCAACCCAAUGAGCAUGUAAAAGUGGCUAGCAAGUGCAGCCUAAUUUGGAAUGAAAAUUUUGAAGACAAUCGAAUGAUAUGUGUAAAACGUGAUGAUGUCAAGUAUUGGAGUUGUCCAUUUAGAAUCGAUCUCAUUAGCUCCUUUCAUGUUACUAUGAGAGAUGUAGAUGAAACUCCUCAGUUUCUGAGAGUUGAAGUGAUACUCAACAGUGCUAUAUUUUACGUUACUUUCACGGACGUUCGUUACUACCCACCACCAAUUCAGCUAGAAAAUCUAUCCGACGUUCCUGUGUUAUAUCAGCAAAAAAUUGAAAGGCCUUGUUCUCAUUUGCGUACGAUUUGUAAAGCACGAAGUGCAGUAGAUUAUGCUUGGGACGAUCAUUACGCACCAAAAUUAUUGAUCCUUCAAGUGUUCGAGAACAAAUCGAAUUUUUAUGAUCCACAAAAGCCAGGAAUGGGACCACCUUUGGUGUAUACUAACGAUGUUUUUAUCAAAUUUGCGCAUUCUUUCAACAGGCAGAAACCGAAAGACGGCUUCACAGAUGAACUUGAAUUGGCUUUGGAGGUGCUACAUAAAGGGAAAGUAAUACUUAAUAAACUAAAUCCCAGCGACAGUAGUCGUAAUCAGUUGUGGCGUUUUACACAAGAUGGUUGUCUUGAAAAUAUUGGAAUGAAUAAUCGCGCAAAAAUGGGCGAACGCUACGUGCUUGACGUUCUGGAUAAUGGUGGAUUUGUGUUAAUGAUGUUGAAACGAAAUUCAGCAAGGGACCGUUUUCAAAAAUGGCAAUUUACAUCGGAAAAGCAAUUACGUUGUAAAGUGGAAGGAAUGUUUGUUGAGGCACGCAAAACAGAAGUUGUACUUGCUAUCCCAAAUAAGAAAUCUAUAUUGAAUAAGAAAGGAAUUCCACUUGAGCAGAUAUGGGAGUUACAGUCGCAACUCCCAGGAAGUGGCAUUUUAGAUGUAGAAUGUUUUCACAGAGGACCUACUUUGGUAGUCCGCAUAACGGAUCGGCAAAAAUCAUGUCAGACACAUGCAAUGUACCGUUCUGGUCAGUUAUUUCAUUUGCAACCACCAUCCAAUGGUUGUGAAACAAAUUUUAACAAUGUGUGGAAUUUUGAAUUGAAUGUUUCGAUGCAAAAUGGUAUUGGCCUAUCUUUCAUCAAUGGAUUACAUGAAGAACUGAUUUAUGCACGAUUUCAAGGAAUAGUACUACAUGUGAAUCGUCAAGGUCCAACAUAUCAGAUUACCGGUAGCGUUGAAGUGAUUCAGGCUGAUAAUCAACUGCUGACGACAGAUCGAUGGCAGGUUUUGUUCUGUCAACAAGAUAUGACAAGUACUGAUCCAAGUCUCCAAGAAUCACAUGUUUCGGUUCCUGCUUUGAAAUUAGAAAUGAAUUGGACACCACUGGAACACUAUGAUGCAUUUGACUGUUUUCGGUUGAAAAUGUGUGAUUUGUCCGUACAACUCGAUGAAACACUAUUAUGGAAAAUUGUUCAGUUUGUGCAAAAGACGGAAGCAGCUGAAAGUAUGAAGCCUAAUGCGUUAUUGCAGCCACCAAACACGGAACUUGAUAAAUUAGAUCGGGUGCAAGCGCGUAGAUGUUAUUUUGGAACAUUUGACUUAGAAAUUGGUGCUGUGGCGCUUUCAGUUGUAACAGUUGGCAUAAGUGGCCUUUCACCUGAUUUGCGAAAACUAAAGCGGCAGUUCAAUGUGAAAUUGGUCAGUUUUGAGAACGCAAUGAUUUCUCUUCCUCCAUUUCGACAGUUUCGAUAUUUUGAAACGUUUUCGUUUCUGAUUGAAACACUCAACAAAUUUUAUCUUGAAGAGUUAAAAAAUCAGACCUUCAAUAUCGUAGUGACAAUGGAUGCUUUCGGUAAUCCGUUGGGUCUUGCUUCUGAUUUAAAGGAAAGUUUUGAAGGACUAUUGUUCGAAGGCAAUUUGGGUGGUUUUGUUAGCGGCUUAGGAUAUUGUUUCACUAACAGUCUAUCAAAGGUAGCGUCAUCGAUGGCUACUGGUGUCGGUGCGUUAACGUUCGACGAACGGCAUGAAAUGAUGAGGCGACGAAUGUUACGUUGCCAGCCGCAGGCGGACAGUAAUACUGCUCUUGCUCAUCUUUAUUGUGGUGUGAAGGGUUUGGGUGUUGGUGUUUUGGGCGGCUUAACUGCUAUUUUGACUAAUACAUAUAACGAAAGCCGUAAAGGCGGGCUUACUGGUGCUGUGCGUGGAAUUACAACUGGUGCUGUGGACACUGUAACGAAGCCUGUACAAGGAAUUUUUGAUUUGGUCGAAGGAACAGCUUCAGCUGUUAAAGAAAUAGUUGGCGGUCCAUCAACGAGGAAGUCACACUUUCCGCUACAUCGGGUCCGAUUACCACGGGUUACAAUGAAUUUACAGUCGCUUUUGCCGUGCUAUUCCGAACGGCUUGCAUAUGCUCAGUUAGAGCUUUUGAGAAUUAGUGGAUUCGCUACGAAUGAAAUGCUGCUUGAUGUAGAAAUGUUAUUGGAUCAAGCAACAACCAAAAACCGAGUAAAACAGUAUGCUUUGGUUUGUUCCGAGCAGUGUUAUAUUGUCCGACAAAUUGAUUUAGAGCCCAGCAGUGUGGUGCAGAGAAUACCUUACAAACAGCUUAAAUUAAUUCAGGCAGUUCCUGUCAGUGAAAAAAAUAGCUUCUUUGGAACCAUAGAAGUAGUGUUAGAGAUUUCAUCUGGGCGAAGACAGCGUUUACCCCACAUAUGGUGUAAUCGUUUCGAAGUAGCGAAAAGACUAUGUGAAAAGGUAGGUCGAGCUAAGCAACUGUAUGAUCAUGGAAAAAGGACAUUAAAUACUGUAGAUGAUUUUGAUAUUCUUUGA